Messenger RNA from Manihot esculenta (cassava), 969 nucleotides. RefSeq names its product superoxide dismutase [Mn], mitochondrial. Lineage: Eukaryota; Viridiplantae; Streptophyta; Magnoliopsida; Malpighiales; Euphorbiaceae. Bases 113 to 820 code for a protein of 235 amino acids. The transcript has 6 exons. Gene Ontology annotation, biological process: superoxide metabolic process. The record is from RefSeq and is a predicted model, not a curated record. Gene Ontology annotation, cellular component: mitochondrion. Gene Ontology annotation, molecular function: metal ion binding; superoxide dismutase activity.
CACUCCGCGAUCUCCAAAACCAAACUACCCUUUCUUUGUUCAGCUACGCGCUCACUCAGCACUCAGCACCCAGCACCCAGCACCCAGCAUCAUACCACAUAGAAUCUAAUCCAUGGCUCUCCGUUCUCUCGUCGCCCGGAUGACCCUAAUUUCCACCUUCAUGGCCACCACAGGGCUAGGGCUAGGACAACUGCGGGGAUUCCAGACUUUCUCGCUCCCUGAUCUCCCCUACGAUUAUGCCGCUCUAGAGCCUGUUAUUAGUGCCGAGAUAAUGCGGCUUCAUCACCAGAAACAUCAUCAGACUUAUAUUACUAACUAUAAUAAGGCUCUUGAGCAACUUCAUGACGCUAUGGAGAAGGGCGAUUCUGCCACCGUUGUCAAGUUGCACAGCGCCAUCAAGUUCAACGGUGGAGGUCAUAUCAACCACUCCAUUUUCUGGAAGAAUCUUGCUCCCACCCGUGAAGGAGGUGGCGAACCCCCACAUGGUUCUCUCGCUCGGGCUAUUGACACAGAUUUUGGCUCAUUGGAAAAGUUAACACAAACAAUGAACGCAAAAGGUGCUGCUGUACAAGGAUCUGGAUGGGUGUGGCUUGCUGUGGACAAAAAAUUUAAGAAGCUUGUGGUUGAGACUACUGCUAAUCAGGAUCCAUUGGUAACUAAAGGACCAACUUUAGUUCCAUUGCUUGGUAUUGAUGUUUGGGAGCACGCAUACUACUUACAGUACAAAAAUGCAAGAUCAGACUAUCUUACGAACAUAUGGAAGGUAAUGAAUUGGAACUAUGCAAGUGAAGUUUAUGCAAAAGAAUUUUCUUCAGCUUAGAGGGCUUUCCAUCCUUUGAUGGAAAUGACUUUGUAUGUAGGCUAUGUUUAAAAGAUGUAAUAUAAUGAGAUCAUGUUGUAGAAUAUAGAGACUCCCAUAUUUUCCCCUAUUAUCAGAAAUUCUUCUACCUCCCUUUUUAAUUGGUUUUU